AUGGCAGCCUGCCUGUGCUGGGGCUGGCUGCUCUCGCUGAUCCCGGCCAUCCUGCUCAGCCUCUGCAGCCCAUCGCCAGCCCCCGAGCCAGUGACAUCCCAAGACGCUGCACUGCUGGCAGGGGUGUCCGAGGACAUCCUGUGUUUCUCCCGCUCCUUCGAGGACCUCACCUGCUUCUGGAACGAGGAGGAGGAGGCAACAAGUGGAAUGUGCCACUUCUACUACUGGUAUAGCAGGGAUAUGCCCACAGCAUGCGUGGUCUCCACAUGGCACCGAGGGGCUGGCGGGAAGCGGCACGUCUGCGUCUUCCCCAGCCAGGACGUGCGGCUCUUCACCCAGCUCCACCUCCGCGUCCUGGAUGCCACCACAAACCAGACAAAGUACUGGCGGGAGCUCAGCGUGGAUGCGGUGGGUCUCAUCGCCCCUCCAGUGAACAUCACGGCCCGCUGGGCUGGGGCUGCAGGGCAGCUCUGCGUGUCGUGGCAGCCACCGCUCGCCGACUACCCAAACUUCUUCCUCUACGAGGUGCAGUGCUGCCCUGCCAACUCCCCAGGGAUGCCCUGCAGCAACACAUGGAACACCAGUGGGGAGCACCCUGGGGACCCCUCCAUCCAGUCAACUGUCAGCACCCAAACACCCAGGGCCAGGGCAGCCACAGCCUUCCCAGGAGUGGGGCAGGGGCUGGUCCAGGCCAACACCUGGGUGGUGCUUCAGGACCUGCAGCCAGGGGUGAGGUACCACAUCCAGGUGCGCAGCAAGCCCGACGGCACCUCCAUGGAUGGCGUCUGGGGGCCCUGGUCGCAGUCAGUGGCUGCGGAGACACCUCGCUCCUCCGGAGACAUCGGGCUGUGCUGCAGCACCCCUGACCUGCAGAAUGUGCGCUGCGAGUGGACCUGGGACCCCGCAGAGCCCCGCAGUUCCCACCAGCUCUUCUACCGGCCACCUCCAAGCGGGGCUGGCACAAGGGAAGCUGCAUGGCAGCAGUGCAAGGAGGUGAGCAUGGGGCCACAGGGCACCCACAUCUGCACCUUCCAGCCCAGGGCUGGCAGUGCCAUCUCUGUCCUGGUGAACAUCACCGGGGCCCAGAUGCUGCCCACGCUCAGCUUCUUCAAGGAGCCCUUCUGGCUGCACCAGGCUGUGCUCACAGACGCCCCACAGCUCGUGCAGGCGACAGUGUCACAGGGCCGUCUGAGCCUGCAGUGGCUCCCACCCCUGGAGGUGCUGGCAGAGCAGCUGGACUACCAGGUCCGCUACGCCGUGGAGAACAGCCAUGACUGGAAG
Molecule: messenger RNA, 1281 nt
Organism: Manacus vitellinus (golden-collared manakin)
Lineage: Eukaryota; Metazoa; Chordata; Aves; Passeriformes; Pipridae
Gene: MPL
Product: MPL proto-oncogene, thrombopoietin receptor
Exons: 8
Biological process (GO): cytokine-mediated signaling pathway; immunoglobulin mediated immune response
Cellular component (GO): external side of plasma membrane
Molecular function (GO): cytokine receptor activity; protein binding
Source: RefSeq, a predicted model, not a curated record